Molecule: messenger RNA, 414 nt
Organism: Canariomyces notabilis
Lineage: Eukaryota; Fungi; Ascomycota; Sordariomycetes; Sordariales; Chaetomiaceae
Exons: 2
Coding region: 1-414 (137 amino acids)
Molecular function (GO): RNA binding
Source: RefSeq, a predicted model, not a curated record
AUGAACCAGUUCACAGAUCCGAUUAACACAAUUGUCCUCGUCGGCGGCCUCUCGGGCUACGUCAGUGAGGACGAGCUCCGCUCCUUCUUCCAGGGACCAAAUAUCGCGGGUACGUCCGGCUUCGCUGGCUUCGGCAGGAUUACUUAUGCUAAAAUCCCUCCCGGAAAGGGUUGCGGAUUUGUGCAGUUUGUGCAUCGUCAUGCUGCAGAAAUGGCGAUCAAUCAGACGCCCACACGACGUUUUGCGCGGUGGCCGUCAACUCCGGGUCGAGGCAUCCCCAACCAGAACGCGCGUACCCGGUUGGGUACACGUGGGACAGGGACCCGGCACCCAUUCCCGCCGCCGCGGAACGCGUCAUCAUCUUGGAUUUCCUUGGCUGUGACUGUCCGUCCCGGGAUGCAAGGUUACUCCUGA